AUGAGUGUCUACUCCCAUGAUUAUGCCGCGCCAUCGGACCAGAUCGAUGUCGAGGCGCAACCGCAUUCCCCGCUGCGUGACGUCGAAGACGCAGCCUCCCCGGACACCUUUCUAGCCAGAGCCAACUCUGUCAGCUCAGUCAGGCGACGGCUGAAGAGGUCCAACACGGCGCGUUCCUACUACAGAGAAGGCCUCAGCCCCGAUCACAGCUGGGAACCAGGAAAGGAACCGGGCAUCGACCCCAAGAAGCCUCUACCGCCAGAUGGCACCGAGUGGUCGUCGUCGCUGCCGGUCGAUCUCCACAAAAGAUGCGAAAUCACGGUCGUGGACUUCUCUCAGCACGAGAUGCGCCAGUACGUGCUUGACAACGACACGCUGGAGCAAUUCCUGCAGCGAGAGCGAGAGCCCUGGGUACAAUGUCGCUGGAUCAAUGUCAACGGGUUGAGUUGGGACGUCAUUCGGAUUCUGGGAAGCCACAAGAACCUGCAUAGGCUGGCCAUCGAGGAUCUCAUGCAUUCGCACAACCGCACCAAGGUCGAUUGGUAUUCCGAUCACGCCUUCAUCGUCCUGUCGCUCCAGAAAUUGGUCACGCUGCGCAGCGGCGAUGAGAGUGAUUCGGAGGACGGUAGCGGUGAGGGCCAGGACCGCAAUGGGAGAGACGACAGAGACUCUGUUCUCAGCGCAAAAUCACUGAAGACGCCCAAAGAGAGCAAAAACUGGUGGGUGAUCAUGGCCGCGCUCGGAGAUCUGCUUAUCCCGCGCAGAUUCAGGGACAACCACAAGGGUCCUGGUGAACGUCCUGGCAGCGUGGAGAGUCUAUAUGAUCGAGGGGCGCAUCAAGGAGAUGUUCGUCAGUUCCGGCCUCCGCACAAUCGGAGUCUGCAGCGCUAUCGAGGGGGACCGAACGAGGAGCGGAUUGAAUUCAUGGAGCGCCAUGCCGUUCUCGCCUCGCGAGGCCUGUGUGUGACGCUCGAGCAGGUGUCGAUCUUCCUUAGCGCCGACAACACGGUCUUAUCGUUUUUCGAUGCGAGCGCCGGUGACGUCGAGGCGCCGAUUAUUAAACGUCUGAAUUCGCCAGAAACCAUCCUACGGCAGUCGUGCGAUGCCUCCAUGCUGGUGCAGGCCAUUCUCGACGCCAUCAUCGAUCUGGCGAUCCCCGUGACGAUGGCCUACCAGGACGUAAUGGGCGACCUGGAGGUCGCAGUCCUGACUGACCCGAACAUCGAACAAUCCAAGAGCCUCUAUAUCCUCACCUCAGAGAUCGCCGUUCUUCGGAACGCUAUGCAGCCGGUGGUGGCCGUCAUCAACGCUCUCCGCGAUCACCGGUCAGAGCCUGUGAGCACUCCGGGUUUGGCCACUGUCAAGUCCGGUGUGACAGCAAAUCCCUUCUUUGCGCCAUCGUCGGGCAACAACAACUCCGCUUUCAUGGGGACUGCGCCUCCUAACCUGAAGAGCAUGGGCGGGUCGACGGUGACGAUCAGCGCCAUGUGCCACACGUACCUUGGCGAUGUUCUGGAUCACUGCAUCACCAUAGUUGAGGGAUACGACCAGAUGAGGCGGUCUGCUGACAACAUGAUCGAUCUGAUCUUCAACACUAUCGGUAUGCCAUACAAUCGAUCUCCUUCCAGGAAAUCACUGCGCAUACCAGAACGAGAGCAUGAAACAGCUGAGCCUCGUGACUUGUUUGUAUCUUCCUUUGACGUUCUUGACGGUCUCUACUUCUGGGAGAUAGCCGUGCCUUUCGUUUUUGUUACGACCGUCUUGCUGAUGCGCGACAAGAUUAUGCGAUACUUCUUGAAUCUCGCCCAGAAACGGCUCUUCUUCAGUUCGCGGAGACGGAAACAGAGGAGGAAGUAUACCAAAAAGUCGUAA
Messenger RNA from Rasamsonia emersonii CBS 393.64, 1872 nucleotides. RefSeq names its product CorA family metal ion transporter. Gene Ontology annotation, molecular function: magnesium ion transmembrane transporter activity; magnesium ion binding; cobalt ion transmembrane transporter activity. The transcript has 4 exons. Bases 1 to 1872 code for a protein of 623 amino acids. NCBI's taxonomy places the organism in Eukaryota, Fungi, Ascomycota, Eurotiomycetes, Eurotiales, Trichocomaceae. The record is from RefSeq and is a predicted model, not a curated record.